AUGGCACCCCGAGGACGUCCGCUGAGAAGCGCAGCCUCAUCAAAGCAAACGCCCACCUCGAAAAUCGCCACCCCUCAAUCCUCAGUCCCUUCAUCGCGAGCCCCCUCGAGGCGUAGCACUAGAAAUGCUAAACCACUUGAGAUCCCCGACUCGGAUGGCCUCGAAGAAAUCAUCAAUUCCGAUCCAAUUCCCAAAACCUCUUCAUUCAAAGGAGUCUAUCUUCCCAGGGGAGGCCGAUCUGCAACACGGCGUGGACAAGUUACAACUACCAAUUCCACAGCUUCCCCUUCUCCUGUUGCUGACUCGGCCGAGUCGUCUCUCUAUGAAACUCCCGGCACCAGUACCGUUCAAACGCCUAUCAUGAUGAAUAAAUCCUCUUCCAAGACCAAAGUUGGUGCUACGGCCAGAGCCAUCGAACUCAGUACUUCUACCUUCGCUCUUGGUGGGAGCAAGAGAAGACGUGGACACGAUACUUCUGACAUGGACACUGGCUAUGAGCAGGAAGACAAUGAUUCAAAAAUCGCAAUGAAGUUACAGGCGGAGGAGUAUAACGCCAUACAGGAUUCUGACGAUUCGGACUCUGAACCUCUCUCCAAGAAACAAAAGCUCACUCAACAAUCCGCUGCCAACAUCGAACUAUUUGACACAUCCGAUGAUGAUGAUAAUAUUCCUCUUGCCAGAACCCAGAGAACUAGCCUUCCUCUACGCAAGCUUGCCCCAGCUCAACGCCUUCCUUCAGUUUCUGUUGGUGAGUCUGAUCUUGACUCCUUGGCUUCCUCGUACGAUGAUGCUUCCUCAAAUUUCGAUCUGACAUCAUUAUCUGCCACCCCAUCCGAAGUGCCUGAUGAUUUUAACGCUACGCUUAACGCUCCCAACGCUCUUGGUGCCACGGGAAGAGCCACAACUAAGCGUUCCAGACAGACGCUACGCCGUGGUCGUUUCAAUCGUCGAAUUCCUGACCAAGAAGAAGAGUUCGAAUGGGAUCCUGUGAAGAGACGUCAGAAGCGAGAACGUAAGAAACUAGAGAAGUCUCAUCCGGAAAUCGUUACCAUGUGGUCCGAUCUCAAGAAAAUUGAUCCAAUCAAGCCAGUCCCUGCCAAGCAGCCUGAAGGCAUUAAUCGCAAAUUGAAAGGAUUUCAACUCGAGGGCCUGGAUUGGAUGAUCAAGCAAGAAAAGUCACAAUGGAAGGGUGGUCUUCUCGGUGAUGAGAUGGGCAUGGGAAAGACAAUCCAAGCCGUCAGCUUGAUCAUGUCAGACUGGCCUGCCAAAGCACCAACAUUGGUUUUAGUCCCACCGGUCGCCCUCAUGCAAUGGCAGUCAGAGAUAUCAGACUAUACCAGUGGAAAGUUGAAGGUCCUUGUCUACCAUACCUCAGCCAACCCCAAAUGCAAACUGCUCACGGUCAAGGACUUGAAGAAGUACGAUGUCAUCAUGUGCUCCUAUGCAGGUCUCGAGAACAUGUAUCGCAAACAAUACAAGGGCUGGAAUCGAAAUGAUGGAAUCGUGAAGGAAGACAGCAUACUGCACUCCAUCAAAUACCACCGACUUAUCCUUGACGAAGCUCACAGUAUAAAGUCGAGGACUGCCAGCGUUGCCAAGGCUUGCUUCGCAUUGGAAGCAGAUUACAAAUGGUGUCUCUCAGGAACUCCCGUGCAAAAUAGGAUUGGAGAAUUCUUUUCUCUCCUUCGAUUCCUGCAGGUCAUACCUUUCGCUUGCUAUUUUUGCAAGAGUUGUGAGUGCCGCGAACUCCAUUGGAGCCAGAAUGAGCAGAAGAUGUGUACAACAUGCAAGCAUAGUGGAUUCAAUCAUGUUUCUGUGUUCAACCAAGAAAUCUUGAACCCCAUCACUGGUGAUGAUGCAGUGAAGCGAAAGGAAGGUCUCGACAAGCUACGAUUGAUCACUGAUCGCAUCAUGUUACGUCGCAUGAAACGUGACCACACUUCUUCAAUGGAGUUGCCUCCCAAGGACGUGAUCAUUCACAACGAAUUCUUUGGAGAGAUGGAGCGAGACUUUUCUCAAAGUAUCAUGUCCAACACGACCCGAGAGUUUGAUACCUACGUUGCACAGGGUGUCAUGUUGAACAAUUAUGCAAACAUCUUUGGUCUGAUCAUGCAAAUGAGACAAGUUGCAAAUCAUCCUGAUUUGAUUCUCCGCAAACAUGCAGAUGGUGGUCAAAACGUUCUUGUCUGCUGCAUCUGUGAUGAGCCUGCAGAGGAAGCAAUUCGUUCCCGCUGUCGUCACGAGUUCUGUCGUCAAUGUGCUAAAUCAUAUGUUCAGUCAUUCGAUGGUGCUGAUGGUGAUGCCGACUGUCCUGCAUGUCAUAUUCCUCUGGUCAUUGACUGGGAUCAACCAGAAAUUGAGCAGGAUGAAGAGAAUGUCAAGAAGUCCUCUAUCAUCAACCGAAUAAAAAUGGAGGAUUGGACUUCGUCAACCAAGAUCGAGAUGCUCGUGUAUGAUCUAUACAAGUUGCGCAGCAAGAAACAAACUCACAAGAGCAUUGUUUUCUCUCAAUUUACGUCGAUGCUUCAACUUGUUCAGUGGAGACUUCAAAAGUCUGGCUUUAGCACUGUUUUGCUUGACGGUAGUAUGAGUCCUGCUCAACGCCAGAAGUCCAUCGAUCACUUCAUGAACAAUGUUGACGUUGAGGUGUUCCUGGUCUCGCUGAAGGCUGGUGGAGUCGCGCUCAACUUGACCGAGGCUAGCAGGGUAUACAUCGUUGAUCCUGUCCUGAGCAGAUGGUGGAAUCCCGCAGCAGAAUGGCAAUCCGCCGAUCGCUGCCACCGUAUCGGUCAACGUCGUCCCUGCGUCAUCACCCGCCUCUGCAUAGAAGACUCGGUCGAAUCUCGAAUGGUCCUUCUGCAGGAGAAGAAAGCCAACAUGAUCAACGGCACCGUCAACAAUGAUCAAGUCGCGCUCGACAAAUUGACACCCGAAGACAUGCAAUUCUUGUUCAGAGGAACCUGA
Molecule: messenger RNA, 2964 nt
Organism: Exophiala bonariae
Lineage: Eukaryota; Fungi; Ascomycota; Eurotiomycetes; Chaetothyriales; Herpotrichiellaceae
Exons: 3
Coding region: 1-2964 (987 amino acids)
Biological process (GO): nucleotide-excision repair
Cellular component (GO): nucleus
Molecular function (GO): ATP-dependent chromatin remodeler activity; metal ion binding; ATP binding
Source: RefSeq, a predicted model, not a curated record